AUUCUGUUCACGCCUCCCAUUCAUCAUUAAUGUCAUCCUUCCGCAUACUCCGUUCUCUGCGGAUGUCUGCUGUCGUUCGUGACCGUCCAGUACACCCACUGGACUACUGGACGCGGUCAAGUAGCCCAAAAUCAUGGAGCCCCAGCUUGCGGAGAAGGUUACACGGCUCGCAGAUACAGCAUCAUGGGAAUGUGACCAGACCAGAUCCUGGCACGGGAAUUAAAUUGCAUUUCAAAGAUUCGAAGGGUAAUCUUUUAAAGACCAUAGAAGCAAACGAGGGUGAUGACGUCCUGUCACUUGCGCACGAGCAUGACAUUGACCUAGAAGGCGCAUGUGAAGGGUCAGUUGCUUGUUCGACAUGUCAUGUUGUUCUCUCGCCCGAGCAUUAUGAUUUGGUCCCCGAGCCAUCUGACGAUGAAAAUGACAUGCUUGACAUGGCGUUUGGUUUAACUGACACAAGUCGGCUUGGGUGUCAGGUGCAGAUAACUCGCGUACUGGAUGGAAUGACAGCGACACUGCCAAGUGCCACACGGAAUAUGUUUGUGGACGGGAAGAAGCCCACGCAUCAUUGAUAGUGCAUCAUGUCUCAUACUUACGUGUCUAAAAAUCUCCCUGCUGACCAGAGAUCCGUGCUGUGUGGAAGAAGUACUGAUGAUGUGUGGCCUGGUCUUGGACAGGGACUAUUAAUGAGUCGACGAUUGCGACGAUAAUCAAGUACUGUUGAGAUACCGGUGCCCCAGGCUGUGCGCCUUGUCUAUUAUUAUUGCGACUUGUGAUUUGUAUUAAUUAUUCUCGGAUAAAUAUUUGGUUCU
Molecule: messenger RNA, 812 nt
Organism: Suillus clintonianus
Lineage: Eukaryota; Fungi; Basidiomycota; Agaricomycetes; Boletales; Suillaceae
Product: ferredoxin
Exons: 4
Coding region: 30-572 (180 amino acids)
Biological process (GO): P450-containing electron transport chain; positive regulation of oxidoreductase activity
Cellular component (GO): mitochondrion
Molecular function (GO): 2 iron, 2 sulfur cluster binding
Source: RefSeq, a predicted model, not a curated record